CUCUCCACUACGCCUCUCCUCAUUGGCUGUCGACCGUCGCGGACAUUGGUUGUCAACGGCUCUCCGCGAGGAGAGAACCCGAGAAGGGAGGGGGGAGGAACGGACCCCCUCCGUUCUAACGGGCCUGAUUGGGCGGCCGGGGUUCCAAAGGGGUGUGGUUGGCUUUGGCCGAGGAUUAUAAAAGCAUUUGCUGGGCACCAGCCACCCUCAUUAAAGUGAGGGUGGCAGCAAAUGAGUUGGUAACAGUCGGGGGGGGAGAAGGGGGGACAUUUAGUUUCCCCCCAGAGAUACAUGAGAAAGGUGGAACUUAUUGAAUCCUAGUGUCUAGCGUUUUCUCAAUAGUGAUAGGGGCCGUCUGACCCCCCCCCCCCGCAAUCUAGAGCCCAGGGUGAUAGGUUGGAAUAGGUGCAUAAUCAGAAGUGAUUUAAGUAUAGGUUAAGGCGUGUAUGUGAGCCCUCUGAAGGUAAGGGUUAGGUUGUACUACUCUACAAUCCUCUGCGCAGACCAAACACGAUGAAUUCCAAUGUAGAAAAUUUGCCUCCCCACGUGAUCCGGCUGGUCUACAAGGAAGUCUCCACUCUGACCUCAGACCCACCUGAAGGCAUUAAAGUAUUCCCCAAUGAGGAGGACAUCACAGAUGUGCAGGUCACCAUUGAGGGACCUGAGGGUACCCCAUACUCUGGUGGCCUCUUCCGCAUGAAGUUGAUCCUUGGCAAAGACUUUCCAGCCAGCCCACCAAAAGGCUACUUCCUGACCAAAAUCUUCCAUCCCAACGUGGGCGCCAAUGGCGAGAUCUGCGUCAACGUCCUCAAGAAGGACUGGAAAGCAGAACUGGGCAUCCGGCAUGUCCUGCUGACGAUCAAGUGUUUGCUCAUCCACCCCAAUCCGGAAUCGGCCCUGAAUGAGGAAGCAGGGCGCCUCUUGCUGGAGAACUAUGAAGAAUAUGCCUCACGGGCCCGCCUCCUGACAGAGAUCCAUGCCCAGCCUUCGUCUGGCCUGCGCACCAAGGACCCCGCUGAGCCUUGUUCCUCUUCGGCCGGUGCCUCUGGGGAAGGCCCCAUGGCUAAGAAACAUGCAGGCGACAGGGACAAGAAACUGGCCUCCAAGAAGAAGAUCGACAAGAAACGAGCCCUCCGGCGGCUUUAGGGGGCAGGGGGGUGGGGUUGGGUAUGGGGUGGGUGGGUGGGCGGGCACUGGGGUUCCACAGUACAUUCUCCAUUUCUCCUCUCUCUUCCUUUCCCACCUUCACUUUGAGACUGCAGUCCAACUCUGUCUCACCUUUGUCAGAUUUUUCUUCUUUUCAGUCUUUAAGUUAUUUAAAUUAUAAAAGCAGAAAAAUCUAUUAAAUGCCUUUUUUUUCUAAGGAAUGCUCUUAAUGUUUGGUUGUGCCAUCAUAUAAAUUUGUGGUGGGGGCCGCAUUGAGAAUACUGCACCCAUAUCUUUAAAAAGGAUGUUUAAAAAGCUGCAAAAGAUACAGAAUUCAGAUUAGAAACAGGGAGCAUCUUCCCUUUUAAAGUAGGAUUUAAGGAGCUUGCUAUGUGUUGGUUUAAGGGGAAAAGAUGCAGACUUGACAGAGGUAUAUAAAAUUGUGAACUGUAUGAGGCAGGUUAAGGGAAAGAUGGAUUCUUUAUUGUUGGAAUUCAGGAUUACUUGGUGCAAUUGGUUGAUAACAAAAAGUUUCUUUAUGUGACACGUAAUUAAGGAAUUCAUUACCACAAAUUGUGCUUAUGGCCAUUAGCUUGGAUGGUUUUUAAAGGGGGCUAGGCAAAUGAGUAGAGACAGGGCCUAUCUGUGUGUGUUAGCCAUGCUAGCUAAAUGUAACCUCCAAGUUGAGAGGCAGCAUACCUGUUUACCAGAUGCUGAGGCAAAUGGUGGCGUGGCCAUCAGCCUGUGGCCUUUCCUGAGAAUAUCUGGUUGGCUGCUUUUCAGGACUUUAGUGUGAUGCAGCGAGGCAGUUCUUCAGGCAGUUCAGCAGAACAAACUGACCUCUGUUUGUGUCCAGAAGAAUUCACACAUUCAAAAUGCUGGCAUCUGUCACCACUGCAGUAGUUUACAACUGUUCCCCCUGCCACCUCCCAGUGUAGCCUGUCUUCUUGAUGUGGGACAGAGCAAAGAUCUGGUGGGACUUGUUAGGAGAUGAGGGAUGAACUAGCAGUUUUGCACAUUGUGAGCAUUAGCUUAUGCUAACUUACAGAAUUUAACAUAGUGUAUUUCCUUUCCCUCCAUCAGUGCCCAAGUGUGUGCAUUCUAUGUAAUAAAAAUUAGAGGCAGUUUAGGAUGGUAGUAGUGAGGCUGGCCUUGUCCAGUCUUCUAGCUUCCCUGCACCCCCAGCAGUACACAAAAUGCCAGCUGUAGCCCACAAGGUUUUUUUAAAGGACCUGGUGGCACAGACUGUACCUGGCAUGUUACAUGCAACCCAGGGACUGUUUGGUUGACAGGCCUUUUGUUUAGUGUAUUCGCUAAUGUGCAUACAUUCUCUCAUGGGCUGUGCCAUGUUUGUGUGUGCUUUUUUGUGCACACAGAACUGUAAUUACAACUGUCACUGUAGGGCUAGGGGAGGAGAGAUCUGGCUUUUUUUCCCUUUGUAGUUUUCCUCUGUAACUUACCUUUACUGUUUUAUUAUAUGGUUUUUAGUGAUGCUUAUAUGAAAUAUUUUUAUGUAAAACAUUUUGAGGUUCACCUGAAAAGCAGUAUUAUAAAUAUUUUAAAUAUUUUUAAAUAUACCGCUUUUCUAAAAGAAA
Messenger RNA from Rhineura floridana, 2741 nucleotides. It is a transcript of the gene UBE2S, whose product is annotated as ubiquitin conjugating enzyme E2 S. NCBI's taxonomy places the organism in Eukaryota, Metazoa, Chordata, Lepidosauria, Squamata, Rhineuridae. The record is from RefSeq and is a predicted model, not a curated record. The transcript is spliced from 4 exons. Bases 514 to 1146 code for a protein of 210 amino acids.